This is a messenger RNA of Ectocarpus sp. CCAP 1310/34, 1927 nucleotides long. The record is from the annotation of a GenBank genome assembly. NCBI's taxonomy places the organism in Eukaryota, Phaeophyceae, Ectocarpales, Ectocarpaceae.
AUGUUCGUGGACAACGCAUCGCGGUGGCAACGGGGGUACGGGAUGCGGACCAAGAGCGACACCCUGAAGUUCGUGCAGCGGUUCCUCGCCGACAUGAACGGCAUGGGCACUCCGGGAUGUUUCCGUAUGGACAACGGCGGCGAGUUCACCGGCACCGCGUUCACCACGUUCCGCGACGCUGCUGGCAUCCGGGGCGAGCGGGCCAUGAAGGGGGGCCACGCCGCGCGACGUCACAUCAUUGCCAUGGGCCACACCGACCUCUCCUCCAUCCCCAACGUCGGCGUCAACGGACAUCGCCUGUGGCUUGCGUCGGCGCUGUGGGCAUCCGCCUGCUUCAACUGCUCCGCGACAAAGGCCAACAAGGGCUGGAUGUCGCCGUUCGAGGCGUUCUUCGGCCGGAAGCCGCCCCUCACCGUCGUCCCUUUGUUCCAGGAGGGGAUGAUGCGCGUGAAGCGGCCCACCAAGGCGGACGUCCAAUCCGCGCGGUGCUUAUACCUGCACGGCGUCAACAAUCACUCGACGUCUACCGCCGUCGUUCUUUGCGCUGACACCGGUCGCCCGGCCCUCACCAACAACGUCGUGUGGGUCAACCGCGGGGCAGGAGCCCCGGCGCCUGUGCCGGGCAUCGGGGGGGGUUCUUCGGUCACCACGGCGGCCUCGCCGGCCGCCGCCGCCCCCGCCAUCGAGGCCGUACACGUGCACCCCGCCUGCACCAGCGACCACCGCACCGCCGCCACCGCUUCCCCGCCGAUCUUCACAGGAUCCUCAGCCCCGUCGCCGAUCUCCUUGGCACCAUCAUCAGCCCCACUGUCGACCGCAGCCACGCCGCCCCGUUCGCCCCUGGGUCUGCCGCCGCCUCCGCCGCAGCCCGCCAGCGCCGCCGCCCCCGCUCCUCUGCACCCGCCGCUUUCGAAACGAGCCGUCAAGGAGUUGGGACGAGAGGAGACGAGGGUUCACGGCCGCAAGCGCGCCGAUGGAGUGCGGUUCAUGGAUGAGCAACAACAACCGCCGUCGCCACCAGGUGACGGCACCGCUCUCCACCACCGCCUUGGGCUGUUGGAUAUGAUGGAAAAGGCCACCCUCAUCUCCUCGCUCGCCACCCGGGAGGCCGUGGGUCAAGGACGUCGCGACCCACCGCCCCCGCCGCCGCUGGAUCCGAGUCUUGGAGGCCGUGGGAGCGGGGGGGCUGUGGGAGCUGGGGGGGGGCGUGGGUUCCGGGGGGGGGCAGGAGACCGCAGAUAUUCGCGACAAUGGCCGCCACCCGUGAGGAUGUGGACGCCGCUCUUCACGCCGAGCGCCCGCCUGACAUGAUGCCGGACCUUCCUCACUGCCUCGCCAGCGACCUCCGCGUGCCGAAAACGUUCAAGGAGGCCAUACGGUCUCAACAAUCCGAGUUAUGGGAUGAUGCAGUCGGUCGAGAGUUUUUCGGUUUGUUGGAUGCAGGAACUUUUAGUUCGGUGUAGCAACCAGCAGAGAACGCCAUCAAUGCGGAGUGGGACUUUGACUGUAAGGCAGACGAUACGGAUGGCCGACGAAACUCAAGGCAAGACUUGUAGCGCGGGGAGACAUGCAGAGGGCUUCGAUUGAUUUUGGAGAAUCGUUUGCACCCACCGUAUCCGUGUCUAGUAUGCGGUUGUUGGCAGCAUUAGCAUAUGAGCAGAAUCUUGACUUGUCCCAUUUCGAUAUUCCGCAGGCUUUUAGAUGCGGUCUGAGCUUGAUGAGGAUGUUUUCAUGCGCUUACCGCAGGGGUGUGGUAGGUUAUCUGGCCUGAUGGUGAAGCUGUGCAGGAGUCUCUAUGGUUUGAAGCAGGUAUCACGACAUUGGCAUGCGCACCUGACGAGGUGUUCGUUACUUUUUACGUUUUUUGGAGGGUCUGGCGGAUGCAUGUGUUGUUCGAUUGAUGGAGGAGGGACGUUCGAUCAUGAUC